Messenger RNA from Gongylonema pulchrum, 756 nucleotides. Lineage: Eukaryota; Metazoa; Nematoda; Chromadorea; Rhabditida; Gongylonematidae. The record is from the annotation of a GenBank genome assembly.
AUGAUAACGUUCAAUCAUAUACCCAUUGAAGAGCAAGUGGUUGUUCUGUUUCCCGGCCAAGGGGCUCAGCAUGUGGGCAUGGGUAAAAAGAUUAACAAAAAGCCGCAAGAAAUUGGGGGACCAAAAUCGAAGCUUGAUCAAACAAUUUAUUGCCAGCCAGCAAUGUUUGUCAGUUCUCUAGCUGCUUGGGAGAAAGCUAAGUUGGAGGAGGAAACGUUGGAUAGUCGCGUAACUGAUGUGGCUGGCUUUAGUGUUGGUGAAUUUGCUGCAUUCGUACUUGCCGGCAUACUUUCUUUUAAAGAUGUGGCGAACUAUUUGUUUUGUGGUGUAAAAGUUGUUGGUGCUUCGGAAACAUGCAUGCAGUUCCUGGAAAGUACUCAAGAAAAAUAUUCGUUUCAGGUGGUAAAAAGAUUGGCUGUAAGUGGUGCAUUUCAUACUGCUUUAAUGAAAGAUGCUGUUGACAUAAUGAAGGAGGCAUUGAAAGAUGUAACAAUCCAGUUGCCUCCACGAGUGAACAUUUAUUCAAAUUAUACGGGUAAAUUACAUACAUACAAGGAUAAGCAAAUUCGCGAGGCAAUCAUCAAGCAAAUUUGCUCGCCAGUGAAAUGGGAACAGAUCCAGCAGCUACUUCAUUCGAAACAUCAGAAUUACAAGUUUCCUCGAUUUAUGGAAGUUGGCCCAGGAAAACAGCUCGGUGCAAUGCUUUUAAGGAUUAGCAAAAAAGCAUAUAAGAACUAUAUGAGCUAUCCUGUGUAA